Molecule: messenger RNA, 2551 nt
Organism: Cannabis sativa
Lineage: Eukaryota; Viridiplantae; Streptophyta; Magnoliopsida; Rosales; Cannabaceae
Product: pentatricopeptide repeat-containing protein At2g03880, mitochondrial
Exons: 3
Coding region: 369-2291 (640 amino acids)
Biological process (GO): RNA modification
Molecular function (GO): protein binding; zinc ion binding; RNA binding
Source: RefSeq, a predicted model, not a curated record
AUUUCUUCUACAAACGAAUAUAAACAGAAAAUAUGGUAGAAAUAUGUUAGAAGAGAACACAGUUGCAACGCCGCCGUUUUGUACCUCUUCUUCCUCAGCUCUGCCAUAAGCAUGGGAGGAUCUGAAACCAGUAAGGAGCUUAUGCAGUUGGAGCACAAGAAUCCCUCCACUUCACCUCUAGCUUGAUCCACAGGUUGGCAUGCUAAUCUUACAUUUGAAGCAAGAUUUGGUGUAUAACAGGCAAUUCUAAGAGCUAUGAUAUUGAAUUACUAGAUUGAAAUGAAUCUCAAGUUAUUGAAAUGGACUUGAUCUUCAAACCCCUGAUGCUGUGGCUGCUGCUGAAACUGGACUGUGGGUAGAACGAGAAGAUGAGAGCCAUCUGCAAGCCGCGUUGCGUGCAGCCGCCUUCCAUUCUACAACGCUGUUUGUCGGGGAAGAUUUUGGUGUCUUGUAAUGAACUGGAAUCAUUGUCAUCCUCCUCCCUGGUCGAGAACUUCACCAGAUAUUGCUACCAGAGACAACUGCCCGCGGCCAUGGGAGCUCUGGAAGCCAUGCAACGCCGCGGAGUUUGGGCUAAUUCGAUUACUUACUCGGAGCUCAUUAAGUGCUGCUUGGCUUGUGGGGCUGUUGAACAGGGUAAGCUUGUUCACAAACACCUUUUCUCAAAUGGGUAUCAGCCAAAGACUUUUCUACUCAAUGUUCUGAUUAGUAUGUAUGUUAAAUUUGGUAUAUUGGAGGAAGCACUGGAAGUGUUCAACUUAAUGCCUGAAAGAAAUGUUGUUUCUUGGACAACAAUGAUAGCAGCUUACUCUAAUGCUAAACUCAAUCACAGGGCUUUGGAGUUAUUGGUAUUGAUGCUUAGAGAUGGUUUGAGGCCAAAUAUGUUCACCUACUCCUCUGUUCUGAGAGCAUGUGUGGAUUUAUGGAUUCUUAAACAGCUUCAUUCUAGUAUAAUCAAAGUUGGGUUGGAGUCUGAUGUUUUUGUUCGUAGUGCUCUAAUUGAUAUUUACUCAAAAUGGGGUGAGGUUCAAAAUGCUUUAGGUGUUUUUAAUGAGAUGGUGACUGGAGAUUUGAUUAUUUGGAACUCCAUCAUUGGGGGUUUCUCACAAAACAGCUUUUGGGAUGAAGCUUUGAAUCUGUUUAAGAACAUGAAAAUGGCAGGUAUUGUCGCUGACCAAUCGACACUGACAAGUGUUUUGAGAGCAUGUACAGGGUUAGCGCUUUUGGAAUUAGGUAGACAAGUUCAUGUUCAUGUGUUGAAGUUUGAUCAGGAUCUAAUUUUAAACAAUGCAGUUCUUGAUAUGUAUUGCAAGUGUGGUAGCUUUGAAGAUGCAAACAGUUUGUUCCAUAGGAUGAAAGAGAAGGAUGUAAUCUCCUGGAGCACCAUGAUUGCAGGGUUAGCUCAAAACGGUUUCAGCCAAGAGGCGUUGAAGUUAUUCGAGUCCAUGAAAGUUUCAGGGCCUAAACCAAACUACAUUACAAUUCUUGGGGUCUUGUUUGCCUGUAGCCAUGCUGGUCUUGUAGAAGAUGGUUGGUACUAUUUUCGAUCAAUGAAGCAGCUAUUCGGGAUAGAGCCCACAAAGGAGCAUUACGGUUGCAUCGUUGACCUUCUUGGUAGGGCUGGACAGCUUAACGAAGCAGUAAAUUUAGUUCAUGAAAUGAAGGGUGAAGCUGAUGCCGUUACAUGGAGAACUUUGCUUGGUGCUUGUAGGGUUCACCGGAAUGUAGACCUAGCCAUACUCGCAGCCAAGCAAAUACUAAAACUGGAUCCCGAAGAUGCUGGAGCCUAUAUUCUGCUAUCAAAUAUCUAUGCGAAUUCUCAGAGAUGGACUGAUGUUACUGAAGUUAGAAGGAGCAUGAGAGCCAUAGGAGUAAGGAAAGAGCCGGGAUGUAGCUGGAUCGAAGUUAACAAACAGAUUCAUGCUUUUACUAUGGGAGAUAACUCACAUCCAUUGAUAGACGACAUUAAUAAGCGCCUAAACCAGUUGAUUAAAAGAUUAAAGGAACUGGGAUAUGUUCCAGACACUAAUUUUGUUUUACAAGAUCUUGAAGGGGAACAAAGUGAAGAUUCACUUCGUUAUCAUAGCGAAAAAUUGGCAAUUGUCUUUGGUUUGAUGUCCUUGCCAAAAGAGAAGGUUAUCCGUGUUAGGAAAAACAUCAGGAUCUGUGGAGACUGUCAUGUCUUUGCAAAGCUCUUGUCGAAUCGAGAGGAAAGAAGUAUUGUGAUACGGGAUCCCAUUCGAUACCAUCAUUUUCAAAAUGGCAAGUGUUCUUGUGGAGAUUACUGGUAGAAGAAGAGUCUGCAACAUUUUGGUAGCUUAUGGUCAAUGUUUAUAGUAGACAACAAGUACAAUUAAUUGUUCAUUACUGGCAAAGAUGUGUGUUGAAUUGAAUGACAAAAAUAAAUUAUACAUAAUAAUAUAAUCAAAGUGCAAAUAUUGUAUUAUAAUAAGUGAAGAAGAGAGAACAGUAAAAACUAUUUACUGAGGAAAUAUUACGGUAAGAUCAAGUUUCAUCAAUAUAUGUUAAGAGGUUUGCUCUUAUUUUCUUC